AUGCACAUGCGAAAGUUCUGCUCCGUUUUCGACGAGUACGACGACCAGUCCACCUUCAUGUCCAGCACAUCCAUCUCAACGCUCAAAGAGCCCGCUCCAGAUGGCAGUUUCCUAACCACAAUCUAUGAGCCAGACUACAACGAUUAUCCCAAGCACAUCGCCUUCCCCGCCUUGAAGAUCGACGAGCAGCUCGAUGUUGUGAAAUUCUGGCUCGACAUCUGCGAGGUCGUGGAUCCGUCGCACGAGCACGGCGAAUGCCAACAAGGCGACGAUAUCGUCAUCCCCCCGAAGAGGGUGCUCGAUCUGCAGGACGCUGCGACGGGCGUUGUGCGCAUUGUUGAAACGACCGGCCGCGAAGGUCGAUAUGCAGCGCUUUCGCACUGCUGGGGGGAUCCGAGCAGACACCCGCUGAUGACAGUGCAUGCAACGCUGGAAAAGCACUUGUCCGGCAUCGCACUAUCUGAUCUCCCCCAGUCGUUCCACGAUGCGAUCCGCGUGUGUCGCCAUCUCGACAUCCAAUACAUCUGGAUAGACUGUCUGUGCAUCUGCCAGGACGACAGCGCAGAAUGGCUCUCCGAAGCCGAAAAAAUGGCCGCCAUCUACUCCCAAUCCUACCUUACCAUCGCCGCGUCACGCGCCCAAAACUCGCAGCACGGCUUCCUCUUCGACUUCCCCUCCGACACACACACCUACAACAUCGCCGCCGAGCAGCCCUGGAACACGACCGACGCAUCCCAAAACAAAUCGUUCCACCUCACGCUCCAGAUCAACCACAAAGCCUCCAAGAAAGCGUCCACCCCACUCGACACGCGCGCCUGGUGCCUGCAAGAAUAG
Molecule: messenger RNA, 834 nt
Organism: Westerdykella ornata
Lineage: Eukaryota; Fungi; Ascomycota; Dothideomycetes; Pleosporales; Sporormiaceae
Product: HET-domain-containing protein
Exons: 2
Coding region: 1-834 (277 amino acids)
Source: RefSeq, a predicted model, not a curated record